Messenger RNA from Lytechinus variegatus (green sea urchin), 4524 nucleotides. Its product is annotated as non-homologous end-joining factor 1-like. The transcript is spliced from 8 exons. The record is from RefSeq and is a predicted model, not a curated record. NCBI's taxonomy places the organism in Eukaryota, Metazoa, Echinodermata, Echinoidea, Temnopleuroida, Toxopneustidae. Gene Ontology annotation, molecular function: DNA end binding. Gene Ontology annotation, biological process: double-strand break repair via nonhomologous end joining. The coding region runs from base 149 to 1153 and encodes 334 amino acids. Gene Ontology annotation, cellular component: nucleus; DNA ligase IV complex.
AAAAUGCCUUCGCCAGGGUGUAAAACGGAAAGGCGCUACCGGUAUAUAUAAUCUGGCCGUCCUUGCCGUACCGGUAGGCCUACACCUCCAACUCGACGGUCUAAUUCUUAAAAGAGGAUCUUGAACUGAGCGUAGCCCCUUAUACAAGAUGUCAGAGAAUAUUUUAGAAUGGCGUCGCAGAUGGACCCCUGAUUUCUCUGUAGCUCCAUGGCUACCAUUUACUAUUGAGGGAAAUCAUCUUCUUGUUAAAAGCCUGUUUACCCAGACAUCAUUCACUGUUCUUGUGUAUGACUAUACAACCAUGUGGAUAGAACAAGGCAAUAGAGAGGUUGUCCUCAACACUGCAAAGGUAUGUAAUCCAAGUGUAGAGGCUCCUCUCAGUGAACUAUUGCAGCAUCUAAGUGAUCUCCUUCAAGAAGUUAAACAAUCUGUAAAGUACAACUUGGAGUACAAGGAAAAGGACAGAACAAAAGAACGAUUGAAGAUUCAUUUGACAUCUAAGUUACCUCAAGGAGUGCCUUUCAAAUGGACACUUUCUCUCUCAAAAGCUACUGAUGAAAUGGCUGCUUCACAUCUCACCAAUCCACUUCUCAUCUUGGUUUCAGAGCUGAUGAGAAGAGAGAAAGAGUUACACAGACUCAUAAAGAAAAAAGAUGAUGAGAUUGAAGACUACAAAAUGGCAGGAGCAAAGGUCUCAAGAAAGAAUAAACUGACUCCGGUAUUUGAAGGGAAAUCAUUUAACCAGGAUAUGAUCGGAUCAAAGGCAUUUAGAACAGAGAUUGUAAACAAUGGUGAGAGAGCUUUCAUUGAUCAAGGGCAAGACCUCUACAAAGAAGUAAUGAUCACUAGAGCAUGGUUGAAACGACCUUUAGAUGCAGAGGAAGUUAGUGACGAUGAAAUACCUGAUGAGGAUGCUGACCCUCAUAAUGCUGCUCCUGCAUGGGUGUCACGUCUACCAGGUUCAUUGGUUGGUGAUGUGUCUUCUGAUACCUUGUCACCUGUUAAAUCAUCUCCUUCUAAAUCUCCUAUGAAACCAUCUCCUGGAGAAUCUGCACAGGACAAUGAACUAAGAAGGAGAGAGGCAUUGGAAAAGAGACUGGCAGAAGAAAAAGCAAAGUUGCAGACAAAGAAAAAGAAAAAGAAGCUUUUUUAAUUAUUCUAAGUCUAUAUAAAUUAACUUUAAAUACUUUAUUUAUACUUGUACUUAGAAAUUUUUUAAGAAAGGGAAAAUUUGGGAUUUCUAAAAUUGCCUGAAAUGUAUAAAAAAUAUUGCCAUUUUGUGAGUAUCUACCGGGGUAUAUCCACCAUAUUGAACAAAAUGCAUCAUGUUAUGUGGCAAUGCUCUGAAGAAUGUUACUGAAUAGAUUAUGCAUAUCUAUAUAAUGGUAAUGUUCAUCAUCGGCAGCGGGGGGACGGGGGCAGUGCCAUCCACAACUUUUCUCAAUAGCAUGCUUACUUAAACUUAAGUGCUGAUAGUUUUGAAAUAAUCUGAACCUCUCAAAGCUUGCAAAUUUUGUUGAAAAUUACAGGGAUUUGGAAUAAAGCACAGCAUUUAUUGUACUUCUCAGAUUUGUUAUAGAAAUUUCAGCUUUUAGAUUAGUUUUUGUCAUCUUUCAUACAAUUUGAAAGAAAUUAAAGUGCUGCUAGCCUUAAAAGGGCAAAUGAAUACUUCUCCAUUUGUGACAUCUGGAUUGGUCACAAUUAAGUCUAGUUUGAUCAUCUGCAACAUUGACAUCACCUGGUAUAAGUUGCCAUUGACUGGGAUCAGUUGAGCUUUGAAUUUCGCCAACUGUGGUGGUCACAAACAUCUUGAAAAUCUUGAGAUUCUUUUGCAGUCAAAUCUUUGCUUGUAUUACAAAUGUGGCAAAUCUAAUGGGGUGAAAUAUACAAGCUACUUCACUCAGGAUAUCUCUUUUCGUCAUUUUUGUUGACUGAACUCCAUCCUCAUUCUCCUUGACUUGUAUGAAAAUGUCGAUAUCUCCCAAUCACUCCAAGCACCUUCUCAUCACUGAUUAUAUCGAACAGCUUGGGCUUACAUCCAUCUCAUCUAGUUCUCUGGAAAAACUUUUGUUUGACAUAUCCAUCCCUCACGGUGAACCCUUCAUCUCCUAGUACCUUGUCAAUGUCUUGACUUAGCUCCUCCACUUCAGUCACUGUAGCUACUGAGACACAAAUAUCCUCCAUAUAUGUGUUUUAUUUCAAUGCACAUGCUGCUAUUGGAUACUCCUCCCUUUCCUCAUUGGUUUCCUCAGAGCCAUCUGCACCAAAGCUGUGGCUUGGUUGAUGCCAGAAAAGACUACUUUCAUUGCAUAUACAUCUGGUUUCUGUUCUUGCUUCAUAUUUCUCCAAAGGAAACAGUGAACAUGUUGGUCAGUUUCUGGUAUCAUCACUCGAUGUUACAUCUUUGAGAUGUCUGCACACAGGGCUACUUCAUGCUCUCUAAAUCUCAAAAGCUCCCCUAACAGACUGUGGAAGCAUAUUGGGUCAAUUCUACCUGUAGUCUUUCAUUGACAGCCCUGGACAUUUUACUGAGGAUUUGGACACAAUUCUAAUGGGCACGCUUUUCUUCUGACUAUAUGACUGUUGUCUACAUCUGAUGUCCUGUUCACUUCCUUUAUCAUGUAACUUUUUCUUAUCAGAUGCACUAGAUCACAGAAUCUUGAAUCCUCUUCUUUCAGAGAGCAAUUUUUUUUUAUGUUGUUCACAAUUGCAUCUGUCACAAAUCUAGGAUCACCCAAAUCGAAUUGAGGUAAGCCUAGGCCGUAUCAUAAUAAUUGCUAAUACCUCAUUCAGAUCUAAUAAUUUCCCUUGGAGACAAGUGCACAGUAUUUUGAUAGCUUCCUGUUUACUGUAUAUUCUGGUGGUGGAAAUUAGAUUCGAAUGUAAAGUCAUCUCUAAUAUUUCUGGUGAAACUUGAAAGUCCUGGUCUUUCCACUUAAUCCGGCAUGCAUUAGCACCAGUUGUAGGGUUGGAAGAUGCCAAAUCACUGACUUUAUGAGAUGUGGGGCUUUUAGUACCAUCCACAGCAUUUUCCUGUGCUCCAGUUGAGAUGCUUCAGCCUUAAUAGAUUUCAUGAAAUCCUUUACUUUUAUCUGGAUUUCUAAAUACCCAUUCUGGUAAUCCUCCAACCAGGCAUCUUCAAUCUCAAAUUGCUCGUCAUCAAUUACUGUUUCAGAACAAGCCUCAUGUUUAUCCUCCAAUUCCUGAUAGGCAACUUGCAAAUUCUUAUAUCACUAGUUUACCUCGUCAACAUAAUUGUUGACAUCCAAAAAUUUGUGCAAGGUGUUGCUUAAUUUGGCCUUUGCCGUCUGCCUCUGAAUCCUGAGUUCUUAUUAGGUUCAGUAGCCAUGACUCGAUCUUACCCUCAUCUGCUGUUUAUCCCCGGUCAGCAUUGGUAGAAAUUGAAUGCAGUGGAUAAGACACCCAAACCUGCGUGUUUCUGUGUGAGCUAACUUUAACUGUUUGUUUGUGUCAUUCGGAGCGAAGGUCACCUGUGGUCUCUCUAAAUAACAAAUAUAACUAGUUCUCACUUCAUAAUAGUCUCUUAUGCUGCCUGAAUAAUGGUUGAAUAAUUCUGUCACAAAUUACUAUAAAAUGCAUGCCAUUGAGACACCAAUGAAGGAAAAGUCAGCUUUCAAACUCUCUUUUUAUAUUCAUAAAGAAGAAAGUUAUUAUGAAAAGGCCACUGCAAAGGGCAACUCUUGAGAUGCCCUCACAUUCAAAAUGUGAUAAGACACUUUCAUUUGUAUACUCAUUUAUUUAUAUGAUAGUGCAGAUACUUCUUUGCAAGAUAGAAUUAAUUCUGAUCAUUAUGGUGUUUCCAAGAGCAUAGUUAAUUCUUUGAUGCAGUUUAACCAUGGACCUAUUAGGUCCAUGAUUUAACAAACAUUUCUCAACCACAUUGAGAGAGUUUCAUGUAGAAUGCAAUAUUACAAUUGAAGUUAUGGAAAGUGAGGUGAAAGAUUCUUAAUUUUGUAGGAAUUUUAACAAAAUAAAUCGUUUUCAUUAAUAAAUGGAUUUAAUGAUCUUUUUUACCAUCUUUGUAACCCUAUUCAGUACAUUUAAUGUAGGUUGAAUAAUGUAUAGAGCGAACAAGUAUGUUUAGAGAUGUGAUGGAUAGAGUAUUUGUAUUAUAGUCGAGUUGUCAAUACAGCACUUACAUUCCAGAUUGAUAAAGAUGAUGCAUUUAUAAAAUUUUGAAGUUUAGUGCAUUGAUUGUGUUAUUAAAAAAAAAUCCAGCUUGAGUAAAUAUACAACAGAAUGAAAAUGGUUGGAUACAGUUGAGUAAAUAACCCUUCCUCGUCACCCUAUUUAUUUCAAUGUGGCCUUUGUCAACAAAUUUAAACUAAUGUAUUGACUAUACAUCUACCAAGAAAAUCUAGCUUAACCCCAACUUCUCAAUCAUGAAAAUUUACUUCACUUCAUAAAAAUGACAUUUGAGUUGUGUCAAGUUCAUCACACUUUUACUAAAUACUUUGUAUAAUAUAGUGAUUGAUCGGAAUAAAAAUGUACUUUUUUCAAAUA